Molecule: messenger RNA, 7824 nt
Organism: Necator americanus (New World hookworm)
Lineage: Eukaryota; Metazoa; Nematoda; Chromadorea; Rhabditida; Ancylostomatidae
Exons: 55
Coding region: 1-7824 (2607 amino acids)
Source: RefSeq, a predicted model, not a curated record
AUGGCUACGAAUGUUGCGUUUUACGCUGAUCGCCUUGCUCAAAAAGAGCACGAGCUUAAUGAGCUCCAAGCUACGUUUAACAGAUAUAAGCUCAAAAAUAAAGUGAAAUUUGAUCAACUACGAAAAGAGGUCACAGCCUAUUGCAGUGACCACGGGUAUUCAAUUAACGAGAAAGAGAAUAACGCUCUACUAUUGAUCCGAUUGGCUGAAAAUGAGCUCGCAUUGGAUGCUGCAUACAGGGAGACUGAAAGUCUUCGUAAGGAGAUGUCAAAGAAACAAAUGCAACUCAACGAUCAGCUCAUUCUCAUUAAGAACAUGGAGGAGCAAUUACGUGCCUCUCAACCUCUGAGUUCCGUCGAAAUUCAGGAGAAGAAACGUGCUGCACAAAUGAUCGAUAUUGAUCGCAUACAACAACAAAUGCUAUUCAAGGACGAACGAAUCGUUGAGUUAAACAACGUGAUCUUGGACAAAGAACGGCAAAUUCUGGAUCUACAGGAAUUAUGCCGUGAACAAGGCGAAGUGGCCAGCGUGACAUCUCAAGCAGCACGUAUCGUCCAGAAGCAGUGGGAGGAACGAAACCGUGAACGUCGUGAAAUUGGCACGGAAACGGAUAGCUCACUAUGGAGUCCAGCACGACCAUCACAGAGGUACGCGGAACAUCGAAUCCGAGGUGAAUCUCCUGGACGUGCCGUCGCUAACAGAGGAACGGCGAACACUUCACCACCGCCACUUGAUCCAAGUGAAGUUCUCGAACGAUCUGGCAGACGAGAAGACGAUGAUGACCUACCAGGCACUUCGAACUCUUUCUUGGCUAGAAAUCCAGAUCUUGACUUGAGCUUCCGAAAGAAAAAUCGAAAGCGAGUGACAUUCGAUCUGCUAUCGACCGCUCAAGCACAACAAUCGCUAAGCAACCGCUCGGAAGAGCAGUUCACACAGAUGGUAUUGGAGUUAACGGGUGAAAAUGAGCGACUAAGAAGGGAAUUAUUGGAUACUUCAGCGAGUUUGGAUCGUCUCCAGAACAAAAUCGAUAAGGCUGACGAUGACAUGACAAAAGUCGUUCGUGAAGGCAAAACGCAGGCCUUGAAGGCACGAGCUGUAGCACAGGCGAGAAUCAAGGAGCUUGAAGAUCACAUGGCCGAGCUGGAUGCUCAACAUGCUGAGCAGGUGGAUCGCCUUCAAACUGAGAUCGAAAGUCUGCGAAGCACCCGAGAAUGGGAAGUGGAGCAAAACGCACAACUUCGGGAACAGUUAAACCAGGCGAAGACCAAAAACCACAAGUUGACAGAGGAGUUGGACGCGAGUGAAAAGACGAAUCGAGAUUGGGAGGUUAAGGUUGCACAAGGUGAAGAAUUCCUGGAUCAACUUAUCGAGGAUCUUGCUGAAGCCGAAGACAUUAUUAACUAUAUGGAACGGCAGAAACAUAGCAUUCUUGACGACGUGGACAAACUUAAAGAUGCGAUCAUCGCUCAAGAUCAACUGAUCGAAAUUCUCGAAGCAGACGUCGUCAUCUACGAGGAACAUAUAGGAAUUCUUCGCGAAUCAUUGGGAGCUUCUAAGGUCGAUCAUCGAGCUCUCCUACGAUCGAAAGCCUUCGAAACGAAAUUGAAAGCGCUUGAGAAGGAAAAAGAGCAGAUCAACAGAAAAUCUAAUGAAGAUCGACUGCGCACGAAGGCUCUCGAUCAAAAAUGCAGAGUACUGGAAGAGGAGAACGAGAAAUUGAUGGAAAAAGUUUGUGAAUUCGAGAUGCGUGAGCGAGACGAGGCUGACAUGACGGAGACGUGCAAGCAGCUGGAAAAAAGGAUCCGCGAGGCUGAGGAGCGCGAGUCAGUCUACAGAGCCGAUUGUGAACUGCGAAUUGAAACAGCACGACUCGAGGCCGAAAGAAAGAGCAACGAAGCCGCUCGGCUACUAGAAGAACUGCACGACGCUCAAUUAAAGCUGUCCAGAAGAAGCUUAUCAACCGAACGCAGAAGAGAAGAAUGGCGAGAGAGCAGUGCUCAACCGGGACAGACCGGACUAGAGAUGGAAGUAGAACAGCUGAGAACUAGAGCGGCUGAACAAGAGUCGGAAUUAACUCGUCUUCGGGAGGAGCUGGAAGAAAUGAGCGUCGUCGGCCGAGAACUAGAACAAUUGAAGGCGAAAUGUGCGGAAACUGCUGAGGAACUUGACACGAUGCGAUGCACGAACUUUGAGCUGAUGACCAAGGUUGAAACUCUGGUACUUGAUUUGAACGCUAAAGACGAAGAGAAUCAGAGUUUGAGAAUGAUGUACGAAAAGGCAUCAGAAGAGUUGUCAACACAACAGGAUCGGAAGUCUUCAGAAAACGAGGAGGAUCAGAAGCUUCAUAAUGAGCUUGAAUCGGCAAGGAAAGAGCUUGACGAUGUUCGAGAACAGAAGCAAACCGUAGCACAAGAACUGAACACACUGAAAUCUACCCUAGCAGCUGCAGAGGCAUCUCUAGCCAGUCAACGCGUGGACCUAGGAGAAUCCUCCGAGAAGAUCGAAAGGCUCGAAAGCGAAUUGUUCGCUGCACGUUCCGAAUUGGACAAUGCACGUUUGGGUCUAAAGGAAACAAAUGCUGUCAAGAAGGAGCUGGAACAACUCCGAGAAGAGCUCGAGCAAGAAAGAUCAUCUGGAAGAGCGAAAUGGGAAGAGGUGUGUAAGAAAGUUCUCGAAGGUGAAUCGAGCUCACCUCAGAGUAGGAAGAACUCACUUGAGGUUAUCAAUAAGGUGCAACACGUCGAGUAUAUGACAGCAUUUGAGGAGAAGAUUACAUGCCUCGAAAAAGAGUUGCAAGAAGCGAGGACGAAGAUUGAGCAGGACAAAGCGGAGAAGAGGAAACUAAAGAUAGCGUUAAAACAGCUGCGGGAUAAAGAAAAGAGUGAAUCGACCAAGGUUUUACCUACGGUUGAGGAGGUGCAGGAAAGAGUUGUCGUCCAAGAGUUCGUGCAGACAACAGCUGCCGAAGCCCAGCAAACAGAUGAAGGCCUAGAAAAGCUUCGAAACACCAUCAAGGAGCUUGAACUUGAAAAUCGUUUGUCUCGCGAACUUAACACCGAAUACAACCAUACCAUGUUAGAAAUGGAGAAAGAAGUUAUUGCCUUGAAAGCUCAAAUCACAACUCUUCAUGGAGAAUCGGAACAUUUCGAGAUGGAACUGAAAUUGCAUGAAAUGCUCGAAGAAGAACUAGAGAAGGAGCUGUCUGAAGCUCGAUUGAAAAAUCAAGAGCUUAGUGAAACUAUGCAAGUUCAUGAAGAGACAUUGGAACAUCUGAACGAGCAGGUCGUCGGAGAUACGGUGAAAGAUGAAGAAUCUCUGAGAGAGCUCAUGGCAAAGGUUAGCGAACUUCACGAGAAAAACAAAUUACUAGAAGAAAAGCUCGCAUCCACUUUCCAAGAAAUGACCGCAAAUGAGACAGCUUUACAUCAGGAGCAAGAAAAAUCAUCAGAGUUGUAUAGAGCCCAUUCUGAAGAAGUAAGGACACUCUCAAUUUCCCUGGAAGACGCCCGACGUACCAUUUCCGAUGUGGAGGAGCGAUUAUCGGAGACGGAAAGUGAUCUCGCUCAUAGCAAGACCGUUGUCGAUGAUUUGAGGAAAACAACAGAGGAGAAGUCUGCGGAAGUUGAAAGACUUCGGAGAGAAUUACUGAAGUAUAAAGGAGCAGAAAAUGUCCAGCAAACCGCUCUGCUUCGGGCUGCCAACACAACCUCAGAAGUUGUGGCUAGUGUCCUGAUUGGAGAAACCGAGUCCGUAACAUUUGAUGCGAAUCAAGCUGAGGUAACCGCAACGGUGAAUGUAAGGGAACCUAUGGAGAUGCCUACAGCAACCGUUGAAGUGACGGUUCCUGAAGCAAAUCCCCGAGUUGAAGAAGAAACACCAACGUCUACAACAGCUGCCCCUAUCUCGACGAACACCGAUCUUUUCGCGGAAAAUUUGAUCCUGCGACAAUGCGUGAACGAGUCUAAUCAGAUGCAGAAGGACCUCACUGAGGACGUGGAGAAAAUGUGGCAACUAAAGACCGAACUUGAAAACGCCGUGGAAGCGCUUAAGGGAGAAAUCUGGUCACUUAACGGCCAGUUAAAGGCGUCAAUUUUGGAUCGCGAACAACUACAGGACCGUGUGGUACAGCUGGAUUCCUCGUUAACUGCUGAAAAGAAGCGAGCCGAUGCGUUAGAUUGCGAAUUAUCCGAACAGACUGAACUUACCGAGAAAGCUUCUCGUCAAGCUGCUGAAGCGGAAAAUGAGAGUAAUCGCAGACUAGCCGAAUGCUUAGAGAUGGAGACAAGACGGGAACAAGUAGAGAAAGCAUACGCUCAGCUCAGCGAGUACUAUGGCCAACUACAAGCCGCCUAUAAUGUAAUCUAUGCUAAGAUGACAGAGUUAGAAAGAGAAAGAACUCUUGCGCAGGAUAACCAGGAACAGACAUCCCUACCAUCGGCUGAUAACACCCACCACAAUAUUCAAGUCAUCAUCGAAACUAUGAUUUCUGAACUUCACUUGGAAUCCUCAGAGAACUUGGAUCUUCAUGGAAAAGUUUUGAUGAUCCAGAAAAUGUUGCGAGAAAAACUAGCUGAGCUCGAGGAACAUCGUGAAGCUAUUGCGGAACAUCGUCGUGCAAAUGAAGAACUUCAUGAGCAACUACAGUGUCUUGAGGAGGAAACUCACAAAGCAGGAGGUGAAACUCGAGAUGUAAAAGCUCGUCUACAACAACUCGAAGGAGAUCUGGAAUGGAAACAAGACGAAUGCGAUAGUUUGCGUCGACGAGUCGAUGAGCUACAAGCAACAAUUGACCAAUUAGUGGAAAGAAACCGCGAGAGCGACACUCUGGCGGCAUCGCGUCUACGCAUUGAGCUGGCCAUUUUAGCUGCGAAACUGGCGACUCGCCAAGCGGACGUUGACUCGUUGUUCCGUGCUAACGCCGAACUGGCACACACGAAUGUGCGUCUACAGAAUGAGAUUGAUGAAUACGAAGAAAAGGUGGAAUCUCGCGACGAAGAGCAACCUACACCUCAAGUGGAAGAGCUGCAGGCGGAGUUAUUGCGAUCGCAAGCGGCGGAAGCUUCACUUCGGCAGCAAUUGGAGGAGCUUAGGUCUCGUCUGAGUGAGGCAGAAGGAAAAUUAGAAGAAUAUGCAACUCGUUUUGAACGGCAGGAGCAGCAAUCUUCUGCACAUCAAGCGAACGAAGAAGCAACUAAAAAGGAAGGAACAACGAUGGAAGCGCAGCCAUCUAAGGUGAUACCAUCUUCAAGUUUAGAAGAGAGUAUAAAAGAAUCUGUGGAAUUACGCGAUGAGGUCACAAGACUGGAAGCUGUGGAGAAACUGCUUAACGAGCGAAUAAUGUGCCUUGAAGAUCAGCUUCUCGAAGGAGAGGAAAGAUUACAAGAAAUAGAAGAAGAGCUGAUGGAUGAGAAGAAGAAGGUUCAAUCUCUGGAGACGGACAAAAACGCGCUCACGAAAGAGCUGGAACAGAUUGGAAAUGCUAAUCAGAGUGGAAGUAGUGAAGGACAAUGGGGAUGGGAAGAUCAGACACCAUCCGCGAAUGUCGGCGAACUACUGAAACAACUGGACGAUGCGAAAGCAGAACUUGCUAGCUGCCGUAAAGAAUUGGAAGAACUACAGAAUCAGAAGGGGGAAGCUCCCAGCUAUGAGUUGGUAGGAAUUGAAUUGACACAUGUCAGGAGUGAACUAGAACAAACUAGAAAAGAACUACACCAACAAAAGAAACUAACUGAACUACUGGAAUCCGCAUCGAAUGAACGUGUUGCUGCAACUGAACUAGAAAAGACAACCCAUAUGCACGAAAUGGAAAAGAUCAUGAAUGAGCUCGCCAGCGUUCGUGCAGAGCUACAAAGUGCACAACAUCUUUUGAGAGAGAAGGAAGAAACAAGGAAACAACAAAAAGAGCAAGGGUGGGGUUGGGAAGAUUCGCCACCAACCCAGUAUGGAGCAGCAGAAGUUGAGAUUUUGAAAACAAAAAUUGCGGAAUUAGAAGAAAGUGAGCGUCAGUGCAAGAAGACAUUGAUAGAGCAACAAUCGAAAAUCGAAGCCUUGAAAGACGAUCUAAUCACUGCCGAGAAUUGUCGAGAAGAACUAGAAGAUGCUAGUCAGCAGGUUAACGAACUCCAAAGACAGUUACGAGAGAUGAAGAAGCAAGUACAAGCAUAUAGUGACGAAGAAGAACGACUAAAAAAUAGAAUAUCUGAACUAGAAAAGAAUACAGAAAGCUCCUGGGGUGAUGACUGGAACGAAACAACCACUUCUACCUCGCAAACGGAUGAUGAGAAAAGAGAAUUGGAACGAAGCAGGGAUGAGGCCCAUCAGAAAGUCACAGAGUUACAGUCACUGGUAGAUCAAAAAUCGAGCGCCCUUGCAGAAGCAGAGAAAGAACUCGCCGAGUUGAGAGAAAAGAAUAGUAAACUUGAAAAUGAAAGACUUCAAAGUGACCUGCAGAUGACCGCAGCUGAAGAUGGAUGGGGAAAGGAUUGGCAAGGUGGAGAACAGAAGGACCGCAACUUGGUGACAGAGAUCCAACGUCGAGAAGAAGCUGAAGCUUUGGCGGAAAAUCUACGUGACGUUGCCGGCACAUUACGCGAACAAGUUGAUGAGCUGCAGGAGAAACUUUUGACCGAGGCUGAAAAGUUGGAGGCGAAACAAACUGAAAUUCAUCGCCUUGAAACUCAAGUCGAACAACUUCAGUCAGUAAUAGCGUCACGAACAGAACUCCAAGAAGCAGAACACCACAGAAGCGAAUGUGAGAUGGAAACACUCUGUGAGGAAAAAUGUCGUGUAGAGGAUGAACUUGCUAGUGCGGAGACCGAAAAAAUCAGACUUGAAGAACAACUGAUGGCUAGUAAAAUGAUGUGCGAUGACCUGAAGACUGAACUACAGCUUCAAAAAGCGAACAGUUCUGAACUUACUGAGAAAUACAACGAUGCUAAAAGACGUUAUGAAGAUGCAGAAGCAACGCUACUGACUGUUGAAGCGGAAAGGGAUUCGUUGUUGGAACGUCUCGGUAUGGUCAAGUCCGAAUUGGAGAUGGUCAUGAAGCAGAUUGAACGUAGAGAGGAACAGGCCGAGCGGUCAGAUCAACAGUCUCUGGAUGAAAUACGGGAACUACAGACUCAGAAAGAACAUCUCGAGGUAGAGCUAAACGAAACGCGACGGGUGCUUGAAGAAAAAGAGGUGCAGAACAAUCUCCUUAAAGACAGUGAAGCUCGACUGCUAGACUCAGUAGAUGAAUUUGGUGCACAGGCUGAAAGAUAUCAACAAGAGUCUGAAAGGCUACAGCAAGUUAUUAACACCUUAGAAAAAGAGAGACUAGCUCUUGAAGAAGAAAUCGCGCAGCUACGAAAGAAUGAGAAAGUACGAGAACAGCAGUGGCACGAAGCUGAGGAAAAAGUACGAAUCAUUGAAAGGGAGUGUGAAACGCUCGAAUCAAGAAUUUGUGAACAAAGCUCCUCAGCACCUUUACCAAUUGACACGAAAGAAUUCGCCCUUCUCAGUAGCCAACUGGAAACAGUCACUACCGAACGAAAUGAAUUGCGAUGUCGAUUGGAGAAAACUGAGAAACGGUUAGAUGUAACAAUUCAGGAAAAGAUGUCCAUUUCACGAUCGUACGAACAACUCCGCUCUCGACUGGCAGCUCGACGCCAAGCGGCGGCCAACUCUGCCGAAACGUCGCGGCGUUCUUCUGCAGUCACUCCGGAAGUUGACAUACCAGAAGAGCCACGACGAAGUCACGAACCUGUUUCUUCGAGCCACGCGUAUUAUUCUCAUCAGGCAGCAGAAAAAGACAUGAUACGGCGACGUCCCGGCCAUCAUUAG